Molecule: messenger RNA, 2095 nt
Organism: Varanus komodoensis (Komodo dragon)
Lineage: Eukaryota; Metazoa; Chordata; Lepidosauria; Squamata; Varanidae
Product: phosphatidylinositol transfer protein beta isoform-like
Exons: 12
Coding region: 70-885 (271 amino acids)
Biological process (GO): phospholipid transport
Cellular component (GO): cytoplasm
Molecular function (GO): phosphatidylcholine intramembrane carrier activity; phosphatidylinositol transfer activity; phosphatidylinositol binding
Source: RefSeq, a predicted model, not a curated record
GGCCGGGGUGGGACGAGGAAGAGAAGGGCUGGUGCCUUUUGGCGUGUGGGGCGCUGGUGGGACGGGAGGAUGGUGCUGAUCAAGGAGUACCGGGUACUGUUGCCUUGCUCAGUGGAGGAGUACCAAGUGGGGCAGUUGUAUUCCGUGGCUGAAGCCAGCAAGAACAACACUGGUGGUGGUGAAGGGAUUGAGGUGCUCACAAAUGAACCCUAUGAGCGAGAGGGGGAGCGGGGGCAAUAUACCCACAAGAUCUACCAUCUUCAGAGCAAAGUUCCAGGAUUCAUUAAGAUGUUUGCCCCUGAGGGGUCCCUUAUCGUCCAUGAGAGAGCCUGGAAUGCCUACCCCUAUUGUCGAACAGUUAUUACGAAUGAAUACAUGAAAGAUGAUUUCUUCGUCAAAAUUGAAACAUGGCAUAAACCAGACUUAGGUGACCAAGACAAUGUCCAUGGGCUCGAUGCAGAGACCUGGAAAAAUGUUGAGGUGGUUCAUAUAGACAUUGCUGACCGGACGCUAGUGUCAGAUGAUGAUUACAAACCAGAUGAAGACCCGGCACUUUUCAAAUCCAUGAAGACCGGCAGAGGUCCUCUCGGUCCUGACUGGAAGCGCGAACUAGCCAAUAACGAAGAUUGCCCCCACAUGUGUGCCUACAAGCUUGUGACAGUGAAAUUCCGCUGGUGGGGCUUACAAGGCCGCGUAGAAAAGUUUAUCCACAAGCAAGAACGACGCCUCUUUACCAACUUCCACAGGCAGCUCUUUUGCUGGUUGGAUAAGUGGGUGGAUUUAAGCAUGGCUGAUAUCCGGCGGAUGGAGGAGGAGACACAGAAGGAGCUUGAUGAGAUACGCCAGAAAGGCACAGUGAGAGGAAUGACUGCUGGGGACGAAUGAGCUCCCCCUGCUGCCUGGGUCAGGAAGUAUCAAGGUGCAGUGCCCAUUCCGACUGGAGAUUGGAUCUAUCCUUGUGGGACUCCUCUUUCUCUCUCUCUCUCCUUCCCCCACUCACUCCCUCGCCACCUUGAAAAGGGAAGAUGAUUCCUGUUAUUUUCUGUCCUGCUGGUCCAAAAAAGUUCCAAACGACACCCCUCCCACUUCUGCUAGCACAGGGAACCCCUUGACACCUCCAGUUACUUUUACUGAUCAUGAAUUAAUAGGUGCCCUCGCCACCCGCUCCGUGGGGCACAGAAGGAGGAGGCAAGGACCCUUCUGAGGUUGGGGAUGUCUCUCACCUCGCCCCUCCAGAGGCAGGGGAUGCAUGGCUAUUAAUAAUAUUAAUAUUCUUUGGAAGCGUAUUUUGGUUGGGGGGCUUUCUAUAGGAAGAGGAAAAGGAAGAUCUGGAAUGUUUAAAAGCGGGGUCUCAUGAGUAGGGAAGAGAAUGCGUCAAAACUGUUACCUUAGCAGGAUACUUUUGACAUCACUGUGGAGAGUUCUCUCACUUUUUAAGGAACACCUGAAGACUUUACUGCACUGUCAAGCCCUCAUUCACCUCCCUGUGAUGCUUUCUGCUUGAGUUCCAGCUGGGCUACGUUUGAGGGAGUCAAAACAUGCCAUUGAAUGGGCUCCUUGAUAGGCAGCAAAGUCCCCCUCCCACAUUUUCAGAGGGGACAUAAGUCACGUGGCUAAAACUUUCUGGGUCUCACAUUCCUGCUCUUUUUUCUCUGUUUAUAAACAGCUCCGGGAUGUCUUCGUAACAUAACCUUCCCCAGCUUGGUGCCUUCCUGAUGUUUCUGCCUUCAGUUCUGAUCAGCCUACGCCAUAAUGGCCAGUGGCCUGGAAUGCUGGGAGUUGUAGUUUAAAACAUCCAGAGGGCACCAGAUUGAGGAAGGCUAUCCUAUAAGGGUUUAAAAAAAAGUUGUUUCCCCUGCUCCCACCCAGAUCCCUGCUUGUGGGGGUGGUUGGGGGGCAGGUCAUUUUCUCCAUUUGGGAGAGGCACUUGAAAGCUUUUCAGCAACCCUCUGGGACUUAAGUGAGGGGGGUGGGGAGAGGUUUAAGGCCCAGUGCUGCAGUUCUAAGGAUCUGAACAGUAUUUUUUUUAAAAAAAGAAAAACACUGAAAAAUCCUUUUUUAAAACAAGUAAAACAAUAAAUGAACUUGAACUUGA